AAAGCCGCGGAGCCGGUGGGGAAAGUGUUUGUGGUGGCUUUGCCCUGCGGACGGCACCAUGUCAGGCACAGAGGGGGUCUGCUCCACGAGCCUGUGAAACUUUAUUAAUAAAGGAAUUAGCUUCAGGGGGAGAGAGAUGAGCGCUUUCAUUCUCCCACCCUCUCAUCUCCAAAACGGUGAAACGGGAUUUUCUGGCUGAGCGGUCGCUGCUGUCCAUGCGGGCUCCACUCAUGUCUGUGGAUGGUGCGUAAUCAUAUCAUCUGGAGAGGCCGAGGCCGACAUUUUACCCCGGUCCGGAGGAGCCUUAACUCCGAGGGGACAUCCGAGGACACGCGAUAAGGCUGGGAGGCUGAGAGCUGCAGGGCUGCGACAUGUGAAAGGAGCUCCACCCCUUGACCCUCUCAACUCUCAACCUUCGCAGAACUCACUUGAACUGACGUUGUGACCGCGACCUGACACCCUCCUGCCUCGGGCAUGCCUCAGCCGGGUAUGAAUGGGAUGGAGCCUGCGUUUGGCGAGGCCUAUGGGGGACACAGGGGUCUGCUGAGCCCCUACCCUCUGGCCAUGUCGCCACAGGGGGGCAGGACGGAGUACGACCAGAGCGUGCUCCUCAUGCUGGGCUCCCCGGCAUCGCCAAGGAAACGGCCCUUUGAGUUGCUAAGCGACCUGGUGGACGAUGGUGGCUUCGGCGAGGACCUGCACCCGGAGCGCUGGGACGUGUCCGCGUUGGACGAGAUGGCUCGCUACACCAAGCUGGGCCUCGGGGUGGGAGGGGAGCUGCUGGCCUGCUCUGAGGAAGCCGUCCUGAUGGGCCGCUGGGGGAGGAGCCGGGAGGAGCAGGAGGAGGAAGAGGAGGAGGAGAGGAGGCGGAGGAACAGACACACAGCACCUCCCGUCAUCCAGGAAGUCCUGGCCACUGCCGCAGGGAGGGAGGAGGGGCGCACCUCUGUUGCCACGACAACAGAGAGGGAGUUAUGUGUUGCAGGAAGAGCGCCCGGAGGAGGACAGGAUGGGGGGAUGCCGGGGGAGCGCACAGUGGAGGUUUAUCAGGUGGCACAGGAGGAAGAGGAGGUGGUGGCGGCGGCGGUGGCUGGUGCAGCUCUGGAGCACUGCAGCGAGGAGCACAACUACUCCCUGAGCCAGGGAGAGGAGCUGGGGGCAGGGCCCGGCCACAACUCCCAGACAGAGGGGGAGACACAGCAGGAGGUGCGGGGCAGGGAGGAGAGCCAGACCAAGACUGAGCUAGAUCUGGAAGACGAGGAGCAGGAAGAAGAGGAGGAGGAGGAGGACGAUGAAGAAGAGGAGGAGGAGGACGAAGGAGAGGAGGGAGCGGAGGAGACGGCGGUGGAGGCUGAACUCUCCAGCUCCUCAGAAACUGAAUGUGAGGUAGAGGCCGAGCCAGUGAGGCAGCCGGGCGAGCGCCCGUCGAAGCGUCGCUGUUUCUGGGAGUACCGGCGUGCUCGAGAGUCGGCUACAAAGAAGAAACUGGGCGGAGACGUCCACUGGUCUCUGUCUUGGAGCUCCAGCACUCUACCCAGCACACUGUACCGCCGAGAGGGCAAAAAAGGGCGCCGCAAAGCUCGCAAGACAGACGCCAGCGACCUGACACCAAACCCCCAGAAGCUGCACAACAUCGGGGAGCAGCUGCAGAAGCUCAACGCUGCCAUCGACGGCAUGGGCCCCGUCAACGACCUGCCCGCUGUGGCCCGCGCCCGAUCCCGUAAGGAGAAGAACAAGCUGGCCUCCAGGGCCUGCCGGCUGAAGAAGAAGGCCCAGCACGAAGCCAACAAGAUCAAGCUGUGGGGGCUCAACCAGGAGUAUGAGAACCUGUUGGGAGCUCUGCUGCGGAUCAAGGAGGUGAUUCGACUGCGGGUGGAGAGCAGCGAGGAGGAGGACACGGACGAGCGAGGGAUGACCCAACGGCUGGAAGACAUCCUCCGAGAGUCCAGCGGUCCUUUAGUUGCUGGGCGGACCAAAGACUUUGUACAGAGGAUUUUGGCGGCCAGCGCCGGCGGUCAGAACCAGCGCAAAGAGCCCCUGCAGGGAGGUGAUGAGGCGGCAGGUUAAACUCCCCCAGCAUCCCCUUCUCCUCUUCCUCCUCCCUCCUCCACGCCUUCCCCUUCCACCAACCAAGCAACCUGACCCGACCAAGCUUCUUCACACCGCCUCCACUCUCACGAUGUACACAUUCGAGUAAGAGUUAAGAGAUGAAGAGGUGGAGAUACUGGGGAAGAAGAAGAGGAGGAAGGAGUAGCCUAAACAAAGCGGGAGUAAAUUGCCACCCUCCUCCCGCUCCUCUCCUGUUGGCCCUCCAAAACAGCAGCCGUCUUCACCGCUCUGUCUCUGCAGGCUGCACCACAACCACCACCAGGCCAGAGCUGCUGCUGCUGCUGCUGCUGACGUCUCUGUAUUCUGUGUUCUGUGUGUGUGUCUGUGUGCGUGUGCGUGUGUGUGUACGGUGUGUAACAUACUGUAUGAGUGUAUAGUGUUCCUCUCUCCCUCUGUGUGCUGUAUUUGUAUCCCAGUGUGCCUAUGAAUAGACAUUGCACUGUUUUGUAGAUGGUCGUAGUUGUCGGCAGGGGGCCGGUAGUGAGGCGAGGGCGAGGGGGCAUCUGAGGAUAGAGGAAGUGCUAAAAUAAGGAAGUGGGAGGAGCGCAGGCCUGGAAGACAAAGAAGCGGGUGUGCGCUUUUUUUGUUUUUUUGGCCAGGCUCCUAUAGAAGCACUGCAUACCAUUUGGAUUGCAUCGGCAUCUGAAAUGUCAGUAACAAGUGACGGAGUCCAGAGUCCUGAUGCCAGACCAGCUGUUAAUGGAAACAACAGCGUGUUUGUUGUGGAAAAGUCCUUGGAGCUUUAAAAACCCCCUCAAACCCCUCCUUCUUUAACUCCCCUUCACCCCAUCAAAACGUAAGCAAAGUUAAAAACGAAAGAGAAAACUGCACCUUAAUUCAAACUGACCAAAGAUACUGCUGAACCACUCAGACACCAAAACCUCUCACUGCUUCAGAUGCUGCCAACCAUCAACACAUCGUUUUGUUUUGGAAAGUGAGGGACUGAAAUAUUUUGAUUGUUGUCAUGUUUACCCGCAUGCAUCCUCAGAGGAUGACGUUACUGAACUUUUAAUUCCCUUCACCUAAAUGCACUACUAUCAUGGACCUGGGAAGCCGUGGUGUGACAGACAGGAAAUGACUGACAGUUUGUUCUUUCGUCAGCCUUUUAGCUCUGCAGCCUGGUGCUCCUUUAGCUUAUCUGCAGUGGCUUUAUUUUUACCCACAAAAGGGAAGUGUCCUCAAUGCCUUCCCCAAGCCCUCUCCUCAACCCCUGACCUGAUUAUGUAGCGCACCUUCCUGAAUUGCAAUGACAAAUAGAGAAAAACACUUGUAGAUCUAGAAAGCAAAUAAUUUUUUUUUUUAAUUAUUAUUAUGAUUUUGUUGUUACCUGGCAAUGCCACAGCCCACACAGUGGGUGUCAGUCGUGAGAGUUUUGAAUUCUGCCUUUCUUCUGUGGUCUUUGCUGAAGCUGUAGACCAACCUGUCCAAGGUCUCUAAAUGUUGUUGGACAUAAAAAAAGUCAAGGACCCUUUGAAUUGCACUGUGGUAAGAGCAACUAAGCACCUUCGAAGAGGGCUUCAGAUCCUCCAAAAGAGAAAAAAAAGACUCUUGGCACCUUUUGUCUAAAGACAGAUAUUGAUUGAGAGGCUUGUCGUGGGCGCUCGGCGCUUUGUGACCGACUAGUCUCAGUUUGUUUCAGUUUGGUGCUACUGUAUGGUGAAAAAAAUUUUAAAAAGCAAUGCAAACCUGAGCGGAGGCAUCAGGCAGUAACUGCUGACUGGGUUUUGGCCUGCGAGCAUGUACUGUUGUAAUAGGCAGUUUGUUUGCAUAAUGACGCCUUUCUGAAGUGCCUGGAGCUUAAAGCCACAGGGACCUGUGUUAUUAUGCCUGAUCUUAAACCCUAUUACAAGGUAAAACGUAACCCAUGACUACUGCUCCCAGCUUGGCCUCACUUGACUUGGAAGAAAAAAAAACCCUGCAGGCCUGUGUUGGGUCCGAUCACGUAUUUAGCCAAAAAAAGUCAACCAAAAUAUUUUCCUUUUCAGAUUCAAACCUAUACAUGGAAACAGUAGCUUGCACCGGUUUCUGUGAACACCAACUCUGGAAAAUAUAAGUAGAGGAGUGGCUGUUUGCUAAGCAAUCCCCUUUUGUUUUUCAACCUUGACGAGCUCACAUCUGGGCUGCGUUCCAAAGCUGCUGCUCUAUAACACGCUGUUCUCCUCCUAUGGAAACUCCAUUUCCUGUCUCAACUAGAAGGGGAACAGUGAACCUUAAACUCUUCACCUCCUAGAGGUCUCACUCGUGGUCAUUUUGAAAAGCUGUGGACACAAGAGUUCAGGGCAGUUUGCCUUGCUCCUGUUUAAGUUUCUGUAUCCUUUGAAAUUCUGGAAAAAGUUGCUCAUGGUUGCAUGAGUAUAGAACUGUACUGUAAACAGAGGAUUCCUGUCAUUCAGCUGGAAAGGUUUUAUCGUGCUGGUGAGCAGAGCUUUUAAAGCUCUGAUGCUUAAGACAGAUAGUCUGAUGCAGCAGCAGGAGGCUCUGAUGUCACUGAGGCUUCUUAAGCAUCACCACAGAAACCUGGUCUGGGUUUCAUGUGAUUAUUUUCCAGUAAAAAAAAAAAAAGACAAGGUCAAGAAAACUCUCAGCCUGUUUGGUUAAAGGUGCUCUCUGCACUCUUGCUCUCAAGGCUUGGGAAGCUGGCAACGCUGCCAGCAGUCACAGGAUCCCAUGCUGGCUGCAGCUUCCUUCACAUGCCCUCGCGCUACAACAAACAAUAAGAGAGGAAACGGCAGAAAACAACUGUACACAUCAGUAAUGUUUAAACUGUUCCCAUCUGCCACGUUGAAGGAGCAUGGGUUCUUUGAGUUUAAGAGGGAUUUCACUUUGCAUGCAUAAGUUUGUCCUGAUGUUUUCCUUCCUCCAAAGUGGUGUUAUUUAACACAAAACACCAUCUGCUGCGUACAUUCAUCUAUAUGCCAAAAACUGAACUGAGGAGAAAACUGUUGUUACACAGUGAAUUCCUGCCACAGAUCCAAACGACAAACAAGACAUGACGCCGGAUUUUACUCAACUCGUGAGCUCGUGUAAGGGCUUAGAUCGAUACUGUAGCAUUAUUCCUCUUUAGAGAAAGACUUUUUGUAUCAUGGAAUAUCCCUUUAACUGUAAAGCUUUAACGGGGAGUGGCCAGUUUUUGGCAAGGCCACUUGCUCUCGGCUCACAUUCCUGACUGACUUUCCCAGAAAGUUUCUGUUUAUGUAUACCUGGAAGCAGGAGGCAGAUAUGUGAGGGGGGAAACUGGAAUGACCCAGAGAUGUCUGCUGGUUGGUCACGUCUCUGUAGCUGCAUUCACGGGGGGGAGGGGGGGUCAUUACAGGGUGAGCUCAGCCCAGGUCAACCAAGGAACUGCUGGGAUUUAAAGAAUACAGAACUGAUGCUCUCAGCUCACAAAUUUAGCCAAAUCUAACCUAGUAUGGACAAUGACUUUGCAAAAACUGGAUGAUUCUUAUCCGAGUCACUUCCUCGUUUGGUGUCGCCGUCUGCCAGAGACAGAGAGAAGUAAACAGUCCUGAAACUCACUGGCUUUUUCUGAGAAAGAGAAAGCAUUUCUGUCCUCAUAGGGAAAGCUGGACCCAGCUUGGCUGUUUUGGGGGGACAGUGGCAGCUUGAAACCCUUCAGGCAAAUAUCUAAGUUCUUUCAGUGUCCAGUGUUGAAGUGCGUAAAGAAAUCUGUUUUUAAUGCUUUAACUUAAGUCUGGUAGCAUUUGGCUGUGAGCCACGACCUCUGUGGAGUUACCUACCCCUUAUAUGGAGGAUGUACUUUCCUCUAUUUAUAAGAAGUCGAAUAAUUGAAUGCCCCCCAGUGUCCACUUAACAUGGCUGCAUUGUCUAACGGCUGCAGGACAUGACCCACUGCCACUGUAGCAAAUGUGCCAAUGCUCAACAAUGUUAUGUUAGUGUGGUAAAUAGCUACAGCCAGUGGUCAGUUAGCUUAGCAUAAAGACUGGAAAAGGCGUUUUCUGUCCAUUCCUAGGAAUGUUGCGCAGUGGCGCAUGAAGCUAAAAACGCUUUGUUUCCGUGGUAUAAUAUUACCCAGAUCUUCCACAUUAUGGGGCCCAUGGAGCAAGCAGGCUAGAGACUCAAUGACCACCGACUGUGGCCGAGCAGCUAACUUCGGCCCGUUGAGCAGCUAACGUCUGUUUUAGUACUCUGCUAAUUUGAAUGGGGAUAAGAUGAAUGCAGCUCUUCUAGACUUUCGAAAUGAUAUCAGACUGAAUGGAUCAAAUUCUGAUAGGUAAACGAGUCAUUUCGCAAGGGUUGGGCCCCAUGGCAUCACGUGAUGGACCCAGAAGAUGUAAUUCCACUUUUGGCCACUGUUUAAAAUUGGCUUCAAAGCCCGGCAAUGUUCCUGGGGGCUUGGGGAAAAAAAGCUCACCGGGCUCAGUCUGAAGAUAGAAGAAAAUCCAUCUACCAGCACCUCUGAAGCUCUGUGUAACAUGCUUAUUGAUCAUUUUGGAGCGUUUUGGGCGGGACUUUUUCUUGGCGAGGCACAUUGACUUCCUUUAGUUUCUGCUGGUUGCCUGGCAACCUUACAGUGAUGACAAGAUGCCAGAAAGUCACUGCACCCAGCCCAAGUCCCCAGGAACAGUGCCCAGCUUCGAAGCCAAUUCUACACAGUGGCCAAACUUGGAAUUACAAUUUCAGGGUCUGUCACAUCCAUUUGGCUCAAAAAGACUUUUUGCCAUAGACUUGCAUUGUGAAAGAGACAUCUGUAGAUCAGUGUGUACAUUUUUUCAAGUGUCACAACCCCACAGUAUGACUCGUUUUGCUAUCAGAAUUUGAUUUACUCAGUCCGAGAACAUUUUAAAAGUCAGGAAGUGCCGCACGAUUUAAUCAUUUUAUCUCUAUUCAAGUUAGCCGCUUGGCCAGUGUCAAUCGCUCGUGCGCCUGUUAUAUGGGCUCCAUAGUGCAGGAGAUUUAGGUACUUCUAUACCGUGAAAAUCAGACCUGGCUGUGGGAUUGUUGAGCUUUAGAGGCUAGCUGUUUCCCCCUGUUUUCAGUCCUUAUGUUCAGCUAAAUUAACCGUCUCAUGAAGGUAGUUUCUUUCGCAAUGCAAGGGAGUGAAUUGACGAGUCUCUCAAAAUGUGGAACUGUUCCUUUAAUGAAACACUUUCAUUUCUUACUGGCUAUUUAUUUAUGGCACUAUUUCUCUUAAGUGUCUGAAGUAGAAGAAGGAAUACAUUUUUUCCUUAAGCUAAUAUAAAUUAUUAACAAAAUACUGAUACAAACAUAAGAAAACGCAACAUGCUGUAAUACCGUACCUCCAUAAAGUGUGACCACACUGACUGUCACUUUUUGGACUUUUGAACUGUGGCAGAGACGUGACAGAGCUGUGGUGCAACCGGAAGGUGAUGCAGCCGUAUCCAGUCGACAUCUGGGGGUCAGUCAGACAUCACAAAUUUGGAUUAAACAACAUUUUUGAUAAUUAAUUAGUCAUUCAGGUCAUUUAAAAAACAAACCAUUAGCUGUUUCCAGCUCCUGUUAUAUAAGGAUCCUCUACAAUUCUCUGUUCUAUGUAAUUAUGACUUGAACAUCUUUUGGUGCUGAACCAAAACAAGCAGUUUAAAACCCUUAACUUGGGCUCUCAGAACUUAUAAUGGGCAUUUUUUAAGACAAAACAGUCAGUAGAUAAACUGAAUUUUGGUUGCACCCUCAUUGGCUGGAAAGGGUUUAAGCAGCUUCCUGCCUUGCAAAGAGGCAUUUCCCUCCAUUUGUGCCAGAGCUGGUAUGCUUGGGUUAAGAUAUCCAAAGUCUAAAAUAGUCCCUGCCUGGAAAACACCAAGUUGAGUUGAGUAAGGAGAAGCAGAAGCAGCGUUGGAGUGACGAGGAAAGGGAGAAGCUGUUGGCCUCCCCCCUUUACCACCUUUAAUGUGAGCGCCGUGUGGUUUAAGGCCAGGCGUUCAGGACUGGUGGGCCGGCGGGCUGAAUAGACCCAUCAGUAAGCCUACACUGGUGGGACGCUGCUGACCUCCGGGUGCCCGUCCCCACUCUGCCCCAGUGCUCACAUUGUCGGAGACACUCGGGCUUCUCCAGUUUCAAAGGCGACGGGCCUCAGGGCAGAGGAGGCCGGGGGAAACAGCACUUAGCCGGGGCCUCGGAAUAGUUUAACUGAAACCUCUUAAUCCCCGCCGCCUCCACCCCCCUGUCACACUCUGACAGCUGCAGAGGAGAAGGAGGAAUCGCUGCUGCUUGCCGCUGCAGCUUGCAUCUUGAUGCCCCCGUCUCCUUUGUCACUGACCUGGAAACCUCCAUCUGGGAAGAAGCCAGAUGAGGUAAUGUGUCAGUUUAGACCCACUGGUCCACAUUGAGUUCUCUUAUCAGUGAAGCUGAGGUGUUGGAUGCUGGCUGAGGCCAGCUCCAGUUUGUGCCUCUCAUGUUUCAUCACUACACUGAAGUCACAGAGCAGACAAUCUGUUUUUUAUGAAAUAAAAAUCUCUGGCGAGCUUUCAAAAAUCCAUAAGGUCGUUUAAAGACCCUGGAAAUCCUGUUUCCUUAAUCUUAUAUGAGCAAUGAGAUCCUGCAUGUGCUCACAGUUUUCUGCCAAAGUUGAAACAGUUUGGGUUGUUUUACAUGAGAUUCUUUUGUAUUUAUGACUUGUUGGAUCGGUGUUGGAAAAAAGCAUAAUUUAGACAAACAAAUCUGAUCAUGGAAGUUUUUCAAAUGUCAUUCAAAAGUUCCAACUUGGGAAACAGAUCAAAAAAUGUGGUGGACAGAACGCUGUUCCAAUCAAAGUAGACAAAAGAAUUGUUGAUGGUUUGAAUACCCUCAAAUACCUUCCAUUUUAAGGGAGUGAUUGACCUAAAUUAAAAUAGAUUAUAAUGUUUUUUAAUCCUUAGACCCUUGCAAUAAAGUCGCACACAAAGUUUUAAAAGAUGUAUUACAUUGCUGCUCUUUGUGACUGCUUUAAAUUCAGGCAGCCAGACAUUGUAGUGUUAAGGCCCAGACACACCAAACCAACAUGAAAGAACUCGUGCAUUGCCUCAUGUUGCCUGUUCUGUGGCCCAAAAAUUUGCAACAAACACACCACAAAGACUACAGCUGACAGCCAACUAGCGCAUAUGUUCUGUGGCGCGUGAGAUGAAAUGACCCUCCAUACCUGCAGGCGGUGGUAGUGUGUAAUCGUCACUUAAAAAGGGAAACUGGAAGACUGACAAGAUGGAUUCAGAUGCGAGUUAGCACAUUAGUAACACAACCCAGUGUUGACAGAACAAAGCAUAUUUAUCGCACACCAGCAAACAUUAACACAACCACAAAUGAGUCGUUUCUGCUAAAGAGCUCGAUGGCUGACAAAAAUAAUCUCACCUAAUAUACCAAGGUUGUUGUGAUCUCAUGACCUCUUGACUCAACUGCCAAUCAGACUGAUUUCAUUCACCAACAUGCUCUGCCUCCGACUCAGCAUGCUGAAUUGGCUGUAAAAUGCCGACAAGGGCCAACAUUGUGGGACACACUGCUAAAACUAGGGCGACAGAUGCUUAGCAACAGGCUGACAUUGACCAACAGCCGACCAUCUGCUGGGUGUGUCGGGGGAAAAUAUGCUCAUAUGCUUUCUUGCUGAGAAUUAGAUGAGAAGAUAGAUAGCAACCUCAUAUGUGUCCGUUAAAUAUGAAGCUACAGGUUAGCUUAGCUUAGCAUUAAGACUGGAAACUGGAAGAAACAGCUAGCCGCGCUCUGUCCGAAGGUGACAGAAUCCACCAACCAGCACCUCUAAGGCCCAGUCCACAUGUACAUGGGUAUAUCUGACAAAGAAGCUUUUUCACCUUUCGUCCACUCGUCACCUGCGCUUUACAUCACUGGAAACACACCUAUUGUACAACUGCGUGCAGGGUGAAGAACUCUAUUGACAGUGUUGACGUGCAGGAGAAACAGGUUUUGGCUCGUGAUGUCAGAGUGAGCACCAAUUCCUCCUUUGUGAGGCGUCAAAUGAGGUGACGUUUUGUGCUAU
This is a messenger RNA of Epinephelus fuscoguttatus (brown-marbled grouper), 10048 nucleotides long. Its product is annotated as CREB3 regulatory factor-like. Bases 475 to 2067 code for a protein of 530 amino acids. Gene Ontology annotation, molecular function: RNA polymerase II transcription regulatory region sequence-specific DNA binding; DNA-binding transcription factor activity, RNA polymerase II-specific. Gene Ontology annotation, cellular component: nucleus. Gene Ontology annotation, biological process: response to unfolded protein; regulation of transcription by RNA polymerase II. The record is from RefSeq and is a predicted model, not a curated record. NCBI's taxonomy places the organism in Eukaryota, Metazoa, Chordata, Actinopteri, Perciformes, Serranidae. The transcript has 11 exons.